Molecule: messenger RNA, 2065 nt
Organism: Papilio machaon (common yellow swallowtail)
Lineage: Eukaryota; Metazoa; Arthropoda; Insecta; Lepidoptera; Papilionidae
Product: zinc finger protein 25
Exons: 10
Coding region: 122-1771 (549 amino acids)
Cellular component (GO): nucleus
Molecular function (GO): zinc ion binding
Source: RefSeq, a predicted model, not a curated record
UUGAAUUGUCAGCCAUACCUAUUUCGUUCAAUUUUGUUGAAAUAACUGAGGUCUUCUCUGAUAAUCGGCAAUCGUGUUGAUAGUUAUUACGGAUUUUUGAUCAUCCCUUUAGUUUACAAAUAUGUAUGAUUCAAGAAAGUCAAUAAACUUAAGUUCUUGUCGUGUAUGUUUAUCGAGUAAAAAACCCUUGUGUCCUUUAUUCAGAUAUAAAUUGUCUGGAAACUAUGCCGAAAUGCUUACGGCAAUUGCCGAUGUAAAGGUGCUAUCAAAUGAUGGUUUACCUGAAAAGAUUUGUCACAAGUGUUGUACUUCAUUGGAGAAAGCAUACCUGUUAAAAACAGUAGCAGAGAGAACUGAUAGAAAACUGCGAACCAUAUUAGCUAAAGCCAUUCAAAAUGUGCCGACCAAAAAGAUUGCAUUUGAUUCUUUUAAAGACAUCAAAAGUGAAAUUGGUCCUCUGUCAGUUAAAUCGGAACCUGUAUGGGAAAUGGAAAUCAAUGUUGAUCCACCUAAGACGGUGGAAACAAUUGAUGGUAAGGAUAUUGUUAUAGCAAAUACUGUGAUAAGAAAAGUUGACCAUGAAUUGGAAGAAACAAAAGGAGAAACCAAUGAUAAUGAUAAAGUUGAUAUCAGUUGGACAAAAACUACCAAUGACAAUUUUAAAGCUGAGGUUGAUACUGAUGAUGAUGAUGAUGUUGAAUAUGUACCAGAUGAUAUAUAUAAUGAUGAUGAUGAUGAUGAUUAUGUUCCACCAACAAGUAAGAAAAAUAAAUUCAAAAAACCAAAACUAUGUGAUAUUAAAGUUUUUAAAGGUAAGAAAGCUGUAGUAAGGAAAGUUAAAGUAUUAAAGACACUAGAGGAACUGGAAGAAAAUGGAGGUAAAAGUGAAGAUGGCAAAACAAGAUCCACAACAAUUACCUGUUAUCCAAUAAUGAAAAAUGGCACCAGAGGUCCACCAAUAUUACUAAAGCGACCCAAAGAUGCAACAGUACUUAAAGUUCAUCCAAAUUACAAAUCGAGAAAUUCAGGAAGUAGUGAUGGAAAUAGAAUGGUUCGUAGAGACAAGACUUUAAGGGUGGUCAGAUCUCAGAGACCUGAAGCAAAGAAAAGAGAAAAACUUGUGUGCCCUGUUUGUGGUAUACUUACAUAUACACUGGGAAAUCAUUUAGCAACUCACGAUGAAAAGAAGAAAUUUUCUUGCAAUCAAUGUACGAAAUCGUUUAUACAAAAGAGUAAUUUAAUGUUGCAUAUGAAACAACAUUCUGGAAUUAAAGAUCAUAUUUGUGAAAUUUGUGGUGCUGGCUUCUACACACAGAAAUCAUUAAUCAGGCAUAACCUUAUCCACAAAGGCGAAAGACCAUUCUCUUGUCAUUUGUGCACGAAGAAGUUUAUAGCGCGUUGUGACUUGAACCGUCACUUGCGCAUCCACGCCGGGUACAAGCCGUACAAGUGCAACGAAUGCUCCAUGUCAUUCAAUGCUAAGCAUCAGCUUCAGAACCAUGAACGGAUGCACACAGGAGAGAGACCCUACACAUGUGAGGUGUGCAACGUUGCAUUCAGUUACAAAGUGAACUUGAACAAUCAUGUGCAGAAAGCGCACGGUCUGAACUUCAAGUUCAAGUCGAUACACAGAGUGACGGAGGAAGUGUUGCGACGUGAGAUGGGCAUGGUGAACGAGACGCGCGCCGCCAUUGCCCACAUCAUGCCACAUCUCAGUGACGUGCCCACGCCCGCAGCGCACGAGACUGUGCACCACACCUCAGAGUAUUAAACAAUGUAUCAACUCACAUCAUUUACAGUGGCGGAGCGAGAGCUAAAUUUGAUGUGGGCAAGUUGUCUACCGCGAGGACCUCAAGUAGCAAACGAUCAUUAAUUUACUUUAAUUUUGAUAUCGUCUGUAAUACACACACAUGUGCAAUUAUUUUAGCUUCGACAGCGGUUGCAUUUUUCUCCAAGGCAAACUAAAAUUAAGCGAAGCUAGCGUGGCCGUUGAAACCCACGUAGCUAUAAGUAUAUUUUCUUUAGUGUUCCGUCAAAAUAUUUAGUCUUUACAAAACAAAUUGGC